Molecule: messenger RNA, 1307 nt
Organism: Populus trichocarpa (black cottonwood)
Lineage: Eukaryota; Viridiplantae; Streptophyta; Magnoliopsida; Malpighiales; Salicaceae
Product: caffeic acid 3-O-methyltransferase 1
Exons: 4
Coding region: 52-1122 (356 amino acids)
Biological process (GO): methylation
Molecular function (GO): S-adenosylmethionine-dependent methyltransferase activity; O-methyltransferase activity; protein dimerization activity
Source: RefSeq, a predicted model, not a curated record
GAUUUUAUGGGUUAAUAACACCUUUCCUUUUCCAAUUGCAAGCAAAAACAAAUGGCAACCUCAACCAAUGAGGAAGACUAUCAUCUCCAGUAUGCUAUGCAACUUUCAAGUGCAUCAGUGCUGCCUCUGGUUUUGAAAGCAGCAAUAGAGCUAGGUGUGUUUGAGAUAAUAGAAAAGGCUGGUCCAGAUGCCUUGCUCUCAGCUUCAGAUAUUGUCGCUCAAUUUCCCACACAAAACAACCCGGUAGCCCAUAUUCUGCUAGACCGUAACCUCUGCCUGCUCGCAAGCCAUUCUAUUCUUACUUGCUCAGUGUCCACCAAGAAGAUUCAGGAUGGUCAUUCCCAGAGGUUAUAUGGAUUAGCACCUGUGGCCAAAUACUUUACGAAGAACCAGGAUGGAGGAUCGUUGAGUCCCUUUUUAGCUAUGAUUAUGAUGGAUAUGUGGUACCACUUAAAAGACGCAGUUCUGGAAGGGGGGAUUCCAUUUGAAAAGGCUCACGGGAUAAAUUCUGCAGAAUAUCUAAAAAAAGAUGCAAGAUUUUGUGAGCUAUUCAGCAGUUCCAUGAAAAGUUUCAACGUUACAUUUAUGGAGACAAUUCUGGACAUAUAUGAUGGAUUUGAAGGUGUAAAAUGCUUGGUGGAUGUGGGUGGUGGCAAUGGUUCUAUCCUUAACAUGAUCAUUACCAAGUACCCUGCAAUUAAGGGUAUCAACUAUGAUUUGGCUUCAGUUGUGGAAAGCUCACCAUCCUACCCAGGAAUUGAGCAUGUCGCGGGGGACGGAUUCGUAACAAUUCCGAAAGGAGGAGAUGCCAUUUUCAUGAAGUGGAUAACUCACAACUGGGAUGAUGAGCACUUGCUAAAACUGCUAAAGAAUUGUUAUGAAGCUUUACCAGACAACGGAAAAGUUAUAGUGGUGGAUAUGGUAGUUCCAGAAACCCCUGAAACCAAUGUUAAAGCUAAAAGCAUGCUACAGAAUUAUUUGUUCAUAACAAGCAUGAGUCCGCAAGGAAAAGAAAGGACAGAAAAAGAAUUUGAAACCUUGGGAAAGGAAGCUGGAUUUUCUCAUAUUCGAGUUGCUUGUUUUGUUUGUAAUUUUUCAGUAGUGGAGUUUAUAAAAAAAUAAGUGCAUAAUUACUGUUGUAGUUACAUCAGCUUACCCAAUUGCUCAUGUGGUUGCAUUUCAGAAGCUGAUGAUCAAUUCUCAUAGAACUCAAAUCUCUAGUGAGUGUAGCUCUUGGAUUUUGGUGAGGAAGUAGUUCAUAAAUGUUGAAUGUAUUGGAAAAUCAAUGAAUGUUGAAUUUAUCAGCA